CUGAGCCCAGCGCACAUUUGGGUAUAUCGUUAUAGGGGUAAGGCAGUGCAUUCAACACACGCGGGUUAUAAGUAGCUGCAAUGGCAUAAGUAGCUACAAUACAAAGCAGGCCGAUCAGAUGUUUUGUAUUGUGUAUAUUUGGAAUUUGACAGUUCAUUCAUCUCCCGUUUCACUGAGCUUCAUCACCCAAAAGAUAACCCUAAUUAGGUCACAUGCUUUUUUCAAUACAUGGCUGUCAUCUUUAGAAAAAAAAAUACUCUUGAAGAGCUACUAUGAAUAUUAAUCGUUGUGGGAAUUGUCAUUUAAAGCACAGGCCUAUUAGACCACCGGCUUAAAAUAGACAGUUACGCACAAGCAUAAUAGUGAUAACACCAAUUUACGCAGACGCACAGUAACUGUAGCCUAAUUGGACUUGUCUGCAUUUAACUUGAAACAGAAGAACACAUUUCCCUUUAUUCAAAUUAGGAGUGGUAGUUAUUCGCAAUGUAAAGGGAAAAGGGUUUGUAUGGCCGUGACCCUUGUGACCUUGUUGGCCUCAUGCGCGUAAAAGCGCACAGGAAAAAAUCGGACGAGCGUUAAACAGAAAAGCUGUGAAUUUAAGGGCUAAUGGUAAAACAGCAUACCUAAAAGGGAGCAAUCGUGACUUAAAAUGGAAAGCAUAUCAUCAAGCGGCAUCAAAGAUACAUGAGGACAUGUUUACAUGGUAAUAUUAAGUAUGAUAAGGUCACUCUAAAUCCACUAAUCCACUGGACAAACAAUAUGGACACAUGUCUACUUAAAAGUAUUGCAGUAGCCUAACUUCUUAGGCAUGUGUAAACUAGGUUAUGUGUAUAUGAAACAAGUAGAGUGCCUGCAGCCGGAUGCCCACAGUAUAUACAAAAACAGCGUCAGAACAUAUAGGACAAAUGCGUGCCUCCAGUAUUUACGGAACAUGGAUUAGCUAUCCCCUCCCAGUUUGUCCUCACUGGGUUUAGACGUUGCCUACAGUCAGGAAAAACAAAGAUAAUCUAUAAACAAGAUGAAUCGCAAUAAAAAAAAAGUAAGACAACUCAACCAGCAGGUCCGGUGUGCAGGAACUUGUGCAUGCUGUGCUGUAAGGUUAAAAGACACAUGUUGAUUUAGAGUUCAGAGCUGUAGAGUAUUUGUUUGCUUUAGUGGACGGUUUGUGAUCUGGUGGAACUUAGUGGAUCUGCUUCUCUUCUGGUUAUACCGGCUUGUCAGGUUAAAAAAAUAUAUAUUCUGCAAUUAUUUUCCCUUAACUGCAUCACUCCAUAAAUAUGUAAAGUUUAUGUGAAAUAUUACUAUAAUUCAAUAGAUUGUGGUAUAUUGUCCUAAUCUUGAGUUUCACUGUGACAGAUGAGUAAACUGCUUCCUGUGUUUUUACUUCCAUCUAAAGUCAGAGAGUCUGUAUUUUUAUUUUCUUAAUAAACUGUGUUUUUAUAAAAAACAAAACAAACAAACGUUGAGCUACGAGCUAAAUGAAUCCUCAGAGACACGAUAUCACGAAAAAGCGUAGGAGUGGGACCUCUGGUGAUCCCUGCUAUCUGCGGUGUAACCGGAUCAGGGUAGCAGAGGGACGUACAGGAGGCUUGUUUUCCUCCAAAUGAGCCAAUGAGACAACCUUUACAUUACACUGACAGCCUGGCUCGGCGAGUCUGGUGACGCCGCUCUGGUUUGACAACCACCCCGCAGCCAAUGCGGAUCCACGUCGAGCACGAACGGAGGGAAGCAACAAAAUACAAAUUUCCUUCCUGCAGGUCAAAGCGUUACCUGCCCGCUGCUGUGUGAUUCAGGUAAAAGGAAGCGGGAGACGCGGCGAUGGCCCUGUCUCAGUGCCUGGACGACUCACCUCUGAGGUUUGGUCCAAAACCUCGCGGGACAGACGAGCUGAACCUACAGGAAGUGUACAAUGAGAGGCACCGGCUGGCUCUGGAGGAGCUGCUGUCCGGGGGUCUUGAUAACUUUCUGGACUUUCUCGUGAGAGAGAGGAUCCCCAACUUUCUGUCGGACGAUGAGAUCCAACAGAUCAGGAGCGCCGCCGUGUCACCGCGGUGCUCGUCUUUCCACGGGGAGGAACAGGCGCUCGAGCGGUCGCUCAGUAGCACCCUGGACUGCUCCUCGGUCACUUAUUUCCCAGAGGUGUCAGACGUGGAGCCGCCGCUCCUGGAGCUCGGAUGGCCCGCCUUCACAGCAGGCUCCUACCGGGGAGUGACGCGGGCCGUGGCGCACUUCCAGCCCAGCUACGGCGAAUGCAUUUACAGCUGCAAGGAGGCUGCAAGGCGCAUGAUUAAAAGUGCCAGAGAGGUGAUUGCCAUAGUUACAGACUCCCUGACAGACCUGGAUAUCUUUAAGGACCUUCAGGAGGCCUGCUCCCAGCGCAGAGUCCCUGUCUACAUCCUGCUGGACCAGUCGUGCGUGCCCGCUUUCCUCAAGAUGUGCAAAAAUGUCAACGUUCGCCUGGAUGACCUUCGGCAAAUGAAGGUGCGAACUAUAACCGGCACAACUUAUUACAUGAGAUCUGGAGCGAGGAUUACGGGUAAAGUUCACGAGAGGUUCAUGCUGGUUGAUGGAAACAGAGUGGCUACAGGUUUCUACAGGUUCAACUGGACUGAUGGCAAACUAAACAGCAGCAACCUGAUUGAGCUUUCUGGUCAGAUAACGGAGAAAUUUGACGAGGAGUUUCGUAUCCUAUAUGCCCAGUCUCUACCCAUAAACACUCACGGACCUCCAAGUGUCCGCAACAGCGGCAUCUUUGAGCACCUCAAACACUCAGUUGCUUCCUCCCCUCACCUGCGUAGUGAGAGGCCAGCGUGUCUGACAAGCACGCCCAGCCGUAAGCCACAAACGCUAGCAUUGCAGCUACCUUGUGACCCCGCAUCUCCACAUAAAGCCAGCCCAGAGUCUGACACUUCGACUCUAAACGACGAGUGGAUGGAGCGGCAGCACGUUCAGGAGGAGAUCCUUGCUGGCAGCACGACUCCACAUUUCUCUGCAGAGCAGCAACCAGAAAAAGAGACGGAGACCCCCAGCACCUGCCACGUGUCGACUCAGACGAGGCGGUCGGUGACGGAGGCUGAAAGCCAGACCGACCUGCAGCUCCCGCAGCAUCUUAGCAUCAUUACUCAAGUAAGCAGAGGGCCGAGCCAGGACACCUCUCCCCACUUGGUGUCUUCCAGACAGCCCGUGCCCACCCAGGCAGCUCCAGACACCACUUUAAAGGAUUGCUUCCGCAAGCUGACCAAAGAGCGCCAGCACCACUACGCAACCAUCCGCUCCAAGCUGGAACACAUGGUGACCGCCCUGUCCGAGAGGGGGGAACUGGUGGACGUCACCAACGUGACUCAGGGGCUUGGCGCUCGUGGCAGUCAGAGGAUACACAAAGACUGUGUGCAGGAACCCAAUCCCAGAAUGCCUGCUGACAGUGCGGGCAUGGGAACAUGGCCAAGAGCCAGAUGUGUACACUAGUUUGUCUUCGGGGAUUUUAGUGGUGGUGGAAAUGUUACAAAGUUUCUCUGUGCUAAAUAAAUCAUGUUGGCUUAUGUAGGAGAAUUUCAGCUUUAUUCUCUUUGUCUAAUUUUCUGCAGUGCCCGUUUUUUUUCCUCCUUCUUUUCAUCCUUUGUCCUUCCGAUGUUGAAACAAUCCUUUCCAAAGAGGUAACAGACCUGCAACUGACAUCGACGUGGCAGAAAUUCUAACCAAAGACAACGUAAUAAGCGUGUCUUACUGUGAAUAUUGUAACACUGAGCUGUUUAAAAUGGAGUCAUAUCUGCUGAAGUGUGAGAGAAAACGAAUAUAAGCACUGGUGUUUUUUUUUUGUUUUGUUUUGUUUUUUAAACUCAAAUUUGUCUGCUGUAGUUACAUUGGAACAUGAUCCUGAGGAGCAGCUGUGCCUUGCAGAUAAAUAAAGUAGUAUUUUGCUGUA
This is a messenger RNA of Haplochromis burtoni (Burton's mouthbrooder), 3922 nucleotides long. RefSeq names its product family with sequence similarity 83 member D (gene sack1d). Gene Ontology annotation, biological process: regulation of TOR signaling; protein localization to mitotic spindle; regulation of ERK1 and ERK2 cascade. Gene Ontology annotation, cellular component: cytosol; mitotic spindle pole. The coding region runs from base 1819 to 3465 and encodes 548 amino acids. The transcript has 4 exons. The record is from RefSeq and is a predicted model, not a curated record. NCBI's taxonomy places the organism in Eukaryota, Metazoa, Chordata, Actinopteri, Cichliformes, Cichlidae.